UUACAAUAGCGUCUGGAACUUGUCUUGCAUGAUAAGCAUGACAGAAUCGUAGAGCAUUCCAAAUUGUGCAAUACAAAUUUCCACAGAUGCUUCUAGUGCGGUUUGGUUUCUCCGAAACUUGUCAUGCGCAAUCCUGCGGGACGAGUCGGAGUAGGCCUCCAGAUGUUGCGCAUUUAUAUAUUGCAACACAAAUUCAGAUUCUAUGGUAACCGAUUUGAGAUUGUAACACCUGAGCUGGUUAUAUGUUCCUUUUCCUUCUUAUGGGGGCGUCAGGAUUGAAAUCGUCAGAGUUGAAAUAGUUUGCCAUGCAUAAAAUGCAGCCCACAAAGUGCCUGUCUUGCAGAGUAGGCAAGUGAGGCAGAUUGUAAGCCUGUUGAGGGGUAGAAACUGAGCUGCUAAAGCAGCAUGACAAAAGACGUCUUCCUUACCCAAACAGCAUGAGAGACUGGAUUUCGGGGCUACCCAAAUUUGUCAUGCGCCACUUGGAAACUGGGCUCCAACUGGCAUCCGUUUUAUGCAUCACAAAUUAUUUCAACUUUGACGAUUUCAAUCCUGACACUACCAUACUUCUUUUCAGCACGAAGUGGCGGUUUUCGGACCAGUAUCCUGUGCAAAAGCAUCGCACUCGUAGUAAUUGCGUUUAUGCAUUACAAAUUUCUUUCUCAAGGCAAAUCAGCAUUACAAACUGAAUUUGUAAUGCUGGGGGAAUUUGUAAUGCAAUUUCUACUACUACGAUACAGUACUUUUGCAGUUCAUAACCAGCUGAUCCGAAAUGA
This is a messenger RNA of Amoebophrya sp. A120, 776 nucleotides long. The record is from the annotation of a GenBank genome assembly. Lineage: Eukaryota; Dinophyceae; Syndiniales; Amoebophryaceae.